UAAUUUUGCCGCUUUUGGAUGCCAAGAAAAUUCGUUGGGAGCACCGGGAGUCAUAAAAACAAAGCAGAAGAAGCCUUUGACCCUUUGUUUACCAGCUACUUUUCAACUUCCGCCGUACGCCCCCACUGCCUCAUUUUGAUUCCUCGUAAUCUGUGGCUACAACAGUGCGCAAAGAAAAUCCGAUGGCUCUCUAGAUAACCCAGUGUAGAUGAGGAGGAAUUAGGUGAGGAGUUACAAGAGUGCGCAAAGAAAAUCAGAUAGCUCUCUAGAUAGUCCAGUGUUGUAUUAUAUUAUAUAUGGAGGAAUGAUACUUGGAGAUGAGGAGGAAUUAGGUGAGGAGUUUGAAAUACAGGUGAAGUGAAUCGAUAAGAAAAUGAGGGGGAAUGGCCGUAUGUCCAACAAUAAGAUUUUAUUCUCACUCCCAGUCCCGGAACAACCUCGGGUUCUUGCUGAUUCCUGGUCUCCAUGGCCGUGGACGAGUUAUACUCUGCUCAACAACCUCUUCUUCUUUCCAAUGGAGCUCAUGAUAACAAGAAGAAUGUCAAGAUACGGGGCUUCUUCGUCUCAUUGGCUAAAUGGGCUCUCAAAUUUACUAUGUGGGUUGUAUUCGUUGCCUGGGUUGCUCUCUUUUUUCUGGUUCCUACAGACUUCGGGAGCGCCCUAUAUGAUGACUGGGUUGAUGCUACCAGUGGAACGCUGUUUGGGGAGACAGGGAGCGUCUUGCUGUUAUACAGCGGCCCCAUUGCAAUUAUUGUUUUCCUUGCUGUCCCAUAUCUUCUUAUCUCUGGGGAAGAGCAACAUGAAGAACUGCUGCAAGAGAAGAGGCCUCCAAGAUUCCGAUUGUGGACUUUUCCCGUUCUGGUGGAUGGACCAUUUGGGGUUGUUUCCGCUGCCGAGUUGAUUGGGAUAAUCCUCUUUGUUGUGUUUGUUCUCUGGGCUGUUUAUUCCUAUACUGUAGUGAACUUUGAAAUUUUACCUAGCUAUGGUGAUUUGACCCUCAAAGAAAAGAGGGUCUUUAUGUUGCAAAUGUCAGCAUAUUCCUUUGGCUUGAUUUCUUUAUCUUGCUUGGCCUUUCUCUUUCUCCCCAUCACCAGGGGAUCAAUUCUUCUCCGCCUUAUUGAUAUACCUUUUGAGCAUGCCACCAGAUAUCAUAUAUGGUUGGGAAAUCUCACAAUGUUCCUCCUUACUCUUCAUGGACUUUGCUAUAUGAUUGUAUGGGCAAUAAGGGGCAUCAUACCAUCUGAAAUUAUCGAGUGGAAAAGUGAUGGUGGUGCGAACUUUGCUGGGGUUAUCUGCUAUGUAUUUGGUCUGUUGAUCUGGGUGACUACACUACCUCCUGUGAGAAAGCGAUAUUUUGAGCUUUUCUUCUACACACAUCAGCUCUACAUACUUUUUGUCAUCUUCUUGGCCUUGCAUAUUGGUGAUACCAAUUUUAGCAAAGCUGCUGGAGGAAUAUUUCUAUUCAUGCUUGAUCGCUUUCUGAGGUUCUGCCAGUCACGGAAGACAGUCAAUGUAAUUUCAACAACCAGCUUUCCGUGUGGAACCGUGAAAUUGGUUCUUUCCAAACCUGGAAACGUGCCAUACAAUGCCCUCAGUUUCAUCUUCCUCCGAGUGCGGGAAUUAUCUUGGCUGCAAUGGCAUCCUUUCAGUGUUUCAUCAAGUCCUUUGGAUGGCAAAAAUCAUCUUUCGGUCCUUAUAAAGACUGUCGGGGACUGGACAACAAAGCUAAGUGGACAAGUCUCAGAUAUCGCUGACGAAUCUCAACUAGAGCUACCUGUCCAACCUCGUUCUCAGAUUAUGGCUUCUGUAGAGGGGCCUUAUGGGCAUGAAUCACCAUACCACUUGAUGUAUGAAAAGCUUAUAUUGGUUGCAGGAGGCAGUGGGAUCUCCCCAUUCUUAGCUAUAUUGAGUGAUAUUAUCCAUCUUUCUAAGGAGAAAAAACCUUGUCUACCAAGACAUGUUUUACUUGUUUGGGCCGUAAAAGGAUCAAAUGAGCUUUCUAUUUUUUCUGCAAUUGGCAUGGAGUCAAUCUGUCCAUUUUCCACUGAUGAAUUGAAUAUUGAAAUUCAAACUUAUGUGACGCAAGAAUCAGAGCCUUCAUUGGAGGAGGGUAAUCUUCACGAGCCUGCAAGCCCUUCACUUCUCUCAAUCGCCAAGGGAGGGAGCAUGUCAGUUUUGGUUGGUACUGGAAAUAAGAUAUGGGUUGGAAGUUAUGUUAUCCUAUCUACAAUUGGCUUUGUUAUCUCUUUGGGUUUGUUAGACAUCUGUUACAUAAAUCCUUUCAGUAUAUCAUAUUGGUGGUACAAAGGCCUUCUGUUUGUAGCAUGCAUGGUUAUAAGUACUUUCAUCUUUGGGGGCCUUGUGGUUGGUUUAUGGUGUCUUUGGGAAAAAAGGACCAUAGCCAGGGAAGAAGUUCAGGAAGAUGGGGAAAAGAUUGACAUGAUGCAGCAUAAUGCAGCGACAGACAAGAACUUAUGCCAGGAAACGCUUGCUAAUUCAUAUUCUGUUCGGUAUGGUUGCAGACCAGACUUCAGAGAAAUUUUUGGUUCAGUAUCAGAUGGUUGGGGCCAUGUUGAUGUGGGUGUCAUUGUGUGCGGUCCCCCAACUCUUCAGUCAAGUGUUGCUAAAGAGUGUAGGUUGCAGAAUCUGAAAAGAAGAAAGAAUGGCCCGAUCUUCCAUUUCAACAGCCAUAGUUUUAAUUUGUAGGGUCAUCAUCUCUUGGCAUGUUCGUAGGCCUAGUAAUUUUUGAACUUUUAUGACUCAAUGGUUUGUCUCUGCUGACAACCAUAAUUUCCUGUUCUCUUUCACACUUACCAUAUGCGGGGCAGUUGGCUACUGCCAGGUUUUGCAUGCUUGAUGUUAAAUGAUAUGCUAAAAUUUUCAAUGUAAAAAUCAAUUCAUAUAUUCAUUUUACUUGCUCCUGAUUUAUUAUCA
Messenger RNA from Corylus avellana, 2934 nucleotides. RefSeq names its product ferric reduction oxidase 7, chloroplastic. Gene Ontology annotation, molecular function: ferric-chelate reductase activity. The record is from RefSeq and is a predicted model, not a curated record. NCBI's taxonomy places the organism in Eukaryota, Viridiplantae, Streptophyta, Magnoliopsida, Fagales, Betulaceae. Gene Ontology annotation, cellular component: plasma membrane.